AUGUGGACGUCUGUAGAGAAGUACUUCAAGAGAGCAGACUACAUUCCUGGCCUCAAGGUAGGACACAAACAGUCAGUGAGUGUACAGUAUCUCUGCUAUAUUGACCUUCUUGUCUCUGGGUGUAGCUGGACGGCAUUGGACGUUCUGUGUGUGAGGGAGGCCAUCAAGUCAGCUGCAGACCACUGCAGAGCCGGGAAGGUGAGCUAUGAUUGGAUGUAGAGCUGGAGAAGACGAUUUCUGAUUGGUGGAGAGAUUAGCAAUUUAUAACUGGUUUAAGAGCUUGAAGAGUGUUAAGAAUCACUUUGUCUCAGACAAUCUAAUCUCAGAUGAUCAGCUUCUACAACAGUAUCAAACCAGUGUCUCUUCCCUGACAGAGGGAGGCUAUGUGACCAGCAUAGAGACAUUAUGUGGAAGAGACUCCAGUACAGAGCUGCAACUGGCCCUAGUUUAACCACUCCUGGUGUGCUGCAGGGCCAAAGAGCAUAGAUAUAGAAAGAUGCUGAGAAACUGCAGCUCCAAUAGAAAUCCCUGAUCAAGCUAUUUAGCAGUGUCAUGGCGGUGUUGGCCACCUUGUGAUGUCUUUUGGUUGGGAAACAUCUCUGGCAGGGUCCUAUUGUCAUGGAGCUGGAAACCUACCGUUACCAUGGACACAGCAUGAGCGAUCCAUGACCCUGUGACCGUCGUCUCCGCCGGUCUCUCUCCGCCCCCUCACUCCUCCCCACACCUACUCUCCUCUCUCUCACCUCCUUUAAGCCUUCCACAUGCUUUGGUUUGGCUGGCGCCUAGCCGAGUUUGAAAGAGUGUGCACGCAUCCUCCCUUAAAAUACCUUUAUUUUCAGUUUUAAAGCUAAUUUCCUGCAAUUCUAUGCAUUUUGCCAUGGCUAAUACUGUUGUUUUCCACAAACAUAAUAACAAAAUACUGCUAAAUUCAUUGUUUUUGGAAUUUUCAAUUCUCCCUGACUGUCUAGCUUUUAUUUAGCUGAUUGUUAGUUCUCAAAGAUUAUAAAAACAUAAAUAGGGCCAUUAUCUUUUCUAAAUAUAUCUGGUUUUAGACGUUGAAUUUUACUCUGAAAGCGUAAAUGUGUAUUAUUAUUAUUUAAAAACUGUUUGGACUUAGGUGACCUGAAAAAACGCUUAGGCCCAAGGAUUUCAAUGGCAGAAAAGAGUAUCCCCAUCACUAUGCUGAAGGAACACAUGGGGAGAAUCUCAAUUGCAUUCUCCUCGCAUUCUCUCUCCUCUCCUCCUUCUCAAAACCCAUUAGAUGAGAAAGCCAGAGAUCCCUCCCCUCUGACCUUCUCCUCCAAUGGAAGGAGAAUUUUUGAGAAGGAGGAGAAGAAUGAGGACACACGCAGUAUGCAAUUGAGAUUCUCCCAUUCUGUCCAACAACAUGGCUGCUGUGGAGAUGAUCAAGGUACACACACACAUGUCCUUCCUCUCAUCAGGAGAUAGAUAUAGAGAUAAGGAAAGUGAUCGAGGGUGUGGCCCAGUUUGCGAUCUCUGACCCUGAGGCUCCAUUGGACGAGCUCUGCAACCAUAUCUUCUCCAUUGAUCCGCAGGACCAAACCCUGGGUCAAACUAAAGUCUGUCAGCUAGACACACAUACACCUGGACCAAACUACAGUCCAUCAGCUACACAUCCCCUCCGACGCUCUGCGACACCAAACCCUGGGUGAAAGUCUACUCCUCUUCUCUUCUCUUCUCUUCUCUUCUCUUCUCUUCUCUUCUCUUCUCUUCUCUUCUCUUCUCUUCUCUUCUCUUCUCUUCUCUUCUUCUCUUCUCUUCUCUUCUCUUCUCUUUCUCUUCUCUUCUCUUCUCUUCUCCUUCUCUUCUCUUCUCUUCUCUUCUCUUCUCUUCUCUUCUUUCUCUCAUUCCCUUCUCUCAUUAGUUCUCUAAACGCACAAUAAGAGAUGAAAUGGUCACCCUGUAGGCAGUGGCGGCUCCUGAAAAAAUUCUCAGGAGGGGCAAUUUUUCUGAUGAUUUAGGUGACCUACACACAUUUUUAAAAAGAUAUGUCCAGCAACAACAUGAAGACAGGGGCAGCAUAUAAGUCAAUACCAGAAGCAUUUAUUGACUGAUCUGGGGAGAUGGAUUCCAGUUUCUGUGACAGAUUAUAAAUAAUCUCUGAUGCCUUUGUUAUAUUAGCUUUUGGUUGAAUGUACUGUCGUAGUAAAUAUAUAAUGUUAUAGCUUGGUCUGACUAAAAUCUUGUGCAUGACCCAUUUUGUGUUGGGCGUUUGUUUCUGUUCCUAUCCUAUAACAAUGGACAAAAGAGUCCUAUCUUGUCAGCCUUGUCAGCAGGUGGCCAAGGAGUGGUGAUCCUAGCUGACCUAAGACAGGACACUUUUACUUUACUCGCGUGCACGAACGAGUCCGUGCACGCGAUUCCAGAUAUCUUUACCUCUGAAUAAACUGCCUUUAUUAUACCAUAUCCACCCUGUCCAAAGUCUCUACUUGGUCUCAGUUCUCCAGUAAACUUGUGAUUAUCAACAGUACACAACGGUAAAAACAAUGGGGGAAUCACGGGGCAGAUAGUAACCACUUAAAGGAAGCGAUUCCCAAACCUUCCAUAACAAAGCCUACACUACAGAGGAAACCAAAAAAUUGGGGAGAAGACUCCCUAAGGCUAGUGCUUUUCCCCUUUUUUUAUCUUUUUUAAAAAAGUUUAAAAAUUUUUUUCUCCCAAAAAAAUGGGGCCCCUUGGGUUACUUAUACUUUUUUUUACACAUACAUGGAUGGGGUGUGAAAAAUGUUAUCAAAAUGUUUGCAUGGGCCAAAAAGUUUGGGAAACCCCUGAUUUAAAGGGACAAUCUGGGAUUGGUACUAUCAAUUUGUGGACUGUACAAAAUUAUUGAUAAAGCCUGAAGAAUGUACUUUAAAUGCUUCAUUAGCUUAUCUGUCUUAAACCCAUCAGAAGCACAAAUAUAAGCUUGUUUUGACUCAUUGUUUGUAAACAUAAUUUGUAAACAACACUGUAUAGCUUCAAAACAUAGUUAAAACUAUACUUUUGAUAUCAUGGAUGGUUAGUCCUUGAUCCAUAGCUCCAUAAAUUUGAGGGUGAGUUGCAUUCUCAGGCCCAUCCCUCAGCUUUUUACCAAAACAGAGUGGGGUACGCUUUGUGUGUGUAUGUGUGUGUCACAGUGUGGCCCUACCCUGUCUUACCAGGUGCAACAGCCAGGCGUGUUGUGACGCUGUACAGAGACGGAGCGCCAACCAAGUGAGACUUGUUCAAUCUAUCUAGCGGUUACAGUAAAGCAUGAAGUCAUCUGAUCAUCGACUAUCCUCGUCUUGCCAUCAGGGCCAGAUCUUUGAGUCUUCAUCUUGGUGGCUCUGUGGGAGUUGAUCAUGUAUCUUCAUCUGUGAGAACAACAACUUAAUCAUGUGGACGUCUGUAGAGAAGUACUUCAAGAGAGCAGACUACAUUCCUGGCCUCAAGGUAGGACACAACAGUCAGUGAGGUACGUAUCUCUGCUAUAUUGACCUUCUUGUCUCUGGGGUUUAGCUGGACCGGUUUUUGGACGUUCUGUGUGUGAGGGAGGCCAUCAAGUCAGCUGCAGACCACUGCAGAGCCGGGAAGGUGAGCUAUGAUUGGAAUGUAAGCUGGAGAAGACGAUUUCUGAUUGGUGGAGAGAUUAGCAAUUUAUAACGGGUUUAAGAGCUUGAAGAGUGUUAAGAAUCACUUUGUCUCAGACAAUCUAAUCUCAGAUGAUCACUUCUACAACAGUACAAACCAGUGUCUCUUCCCUGCAGAGGGAGGCUAUGUGACCAGCAUAGAGACAUUAUGUGGAAGAGACUCCAGUACAGAGCUGCAACUGGCCCUAGUUUAAACCACUCCUGGUGUGCUGCAGGGCCAAAGAGCAUAGAUAUAAAAAGAUGCUGAGAAACUGCAGCUCCAAUAGAAAUCCCUGAUCAAGCUAUUUAGCAGUGUCAUGGCGGGUUGGCCACCUUGUGAUGUCUUUUGGUUGGAAACAUCUCUGGCAGGGUCCUAUUGUCAUGGAGCUGGAAACCUACCGUUACCAUGGACACAGCAUGAGCGAUCCAUGACCCUGUGACCGUCGUCUCCGCCGGUCCCCUCUCCGCCCCCUCACUCCUCCCCCACACCUACUCUCCUCUCUCUCACCUCCUUUAAGCCUUCCACAUGCUUUUGGUUUGGCUGGCGCCUAGCCGAGUUUGAAAGAGUGUGCACGCAUCCUCCCUUAAAAUACCUUUAUUUUCAGUUUUUAAAGCUAAUUUCCUGCAAUUCUAUGCAUUUUGCCAUGGCUAAAUACCUGUUGUUUCCACAAACAUAAUAACAAAAUACUGCUAAAUUCAUUGUUUUUGGAAUUUUCAAUUCUCCCUGACUGUCUAGCUUUUAUUUAGCUGAUUGUUAGUUCUCAAAGAUUAUAAAAACAUAAAUGGGCCAUUAUCUUUUCUACAUAUAUCUGGUUUUAGACGUUGAAUUUUACUCUGAAAGCGUAAAUGUGUAUUAUUAUUAUUUUAAAACUGUUUGGACUUAGGUGACCUGAAAAAAACGCUUAGGCCCAAGGAUUUCAAUGGCAGAAAGAGUAUCCCCAUCACUAUGCUGAAGGAACACAUGGGAGAAUCUCAAUUGCAUUCUCCUCGCAUUCUCUCUCCUCUCCUCCUUCUCAAAACCCAUUAGAUGAGAAAGCCAGAGAUCCCUCCCCUCUGACCUUCUCCUCCAAUGGGUUUUGAGAAGGAGGAGAGGAAUGAGGACACACGCAGUAUGCAAUUGAGAUUCUCCCAUUCUGUCCAACAACAUGGCUGCUGUGGAGAUGAUCAAGGUACACACACACAUGUCCUUCCUCUCAUCAGGAGAUAGAUAUAGAGAUAAGGAAAGUGAUCGAGGGUGUGGCCCAGUUUGCGAUCUCUGACCCUGAGGCUCCAUUGGACGAGCUCUGCAACCAUAUCUUCUUCCAUUGA
Molecule: messenger RNA, 4916 nt
Organism: Coregonus sp. 'balchen'
Lineage: Eukaryota; Metazoa; Chordata; Actinopteri; Salmoniformes; Salmonidae
Source: the annotation of a GenBank genome assembly